This is a messenger RNA of Oppiella nova, 483 nucleotides long. The record is from the annotation of a GenBank genome assembly. NCBI's taxonomy places the organism in Eukaryota, Metazoa, Arthropoda, Arachnida, Sarcoptiformes, Oppiidae.
CCUUUAGUGGAUCCCAAAAGUGAUGAAAUACUUGUGAAGAAUCUCUUUGUGGGCAUCAAUGCCACGGAUCUGAACAUCACUGCCGGACGCUAUUUCAAACACUCGGACCCGCCCUAUCCCCUGGGCUUUGAAGCUCUGGGACAAGUUGUUAAGACUGGAAGCGCUAUCAAGGACUACAGUGUCGGUCAGUACCUGGUUAUCAAAUGUGGUAGUGGUCAAAUUAGGGGAUAUUCAGAGUAUUUGUAUGUGACCUCUGCUGACGGCCUGACAGUCAUCCCAAAGCCAGACCCGGAAUACUUAGCCCUCUUCGGCACCAGUGGUUUGACGGCAUCCAUAGGUCUGUCCGAAGGCUCGCGUUUGGCUUCAGGAGAAAAAGUGUUGAUAACAGCGGCGGCGGGAGGUGUCGGACAUAUCGCCGCCCAAUGGGCUCUACUGAAGGGCUGUCACGUAAUCGCCACCACAUCUAACGACAAGAAACAGGAG